AUGGACAUCAGUCAAGCGGGGUCCCAAAGGAAGCUCCAACUCCAGGAACUUGAAGAGAUUCGACUGGAAGCAUAUGAGAACUCAAGGAUCUACAAGGCGAAAACAAAGGUUGCACAUGACAAGCUGAUCAUGAGGAAGGAGUUUCAAGUCGGUCAGAAAGUCCUACUAUACAAUUCCCGCCUUAAGUUGAUGCCAGUUGAAAUCAAGGAUGAGUCCAAUGCGAAGCAAUUCACAGUGAAUGGGCAUCGACUUAAGCCAUUCCAUGAGGACUUUCAGGAGCACAUUAUGGAGGAGCUGCAUCUCCUCAACGCCACCUCCAUUUGA
Diospyros lotus (date-plum) is the source of this 324-nucleotide messenger RNA. RefSeq lists its product as uncharacterized. The record is from RefSeq and is a predicted model, not a curated record. Lineage: Eukaryota; Viridiplantae; Streptophyta; Magnoliopsida; Ericales; Ebenaceae. Bases 1 to 324 code for a protein of 107 amino acids. The transcript has 2 exons.